AUUACACGGACUCUGUUUUUUUUUUCCUUCAUUGCUCCUCCUUCUGUUUCCUUUUUUUUUUGGCUCAUCGAAGAACCUGAAAGAUUUUGCUAACGCUUGCUCUCGAAUCUAGGGUUUUUGUUCUUCCCUCGAGUUCUGCCGACUUAUAUUCUGCGAAUCUGCGGUUUCGGUGUUUUGUUGCUCUGUAUCUUUCGUAUGAUUCGUUGUUUCCGGUUCGUAACUGAUCUCUGGCUCGCGAGUUCAGAAAAAAUAGUGGAUUGGAUUUGGCGAAGACUCGCUUUUUUGGAGUUUCGUGGUGGAAGAAGAAGAAGAAGCAUGGCGUUGACGGAGAUUGGAUCAUGUGAAGUGAAAAACGAUGGUGGACAUUGCAAAGAAGAAGAAGAAGAAGAGUUAGGUUUUGGGUCUGUGAAGUUCACGCGAGGAUUAGGGAGGAAGAGGAUUGUGAUUUCUAAUGGUAAGAAUCUAUCGAAGAGGCAGCUUGAUGAUUCCGACCAAUCUUCAUCAGUUCUGUUGAAGAGACAACGAGGUGCAGUAAUGGUUCCCAACUCUGACAAGUCUCGGCUCGAGUCUCUGCCCCCGGAUCUCCUGAUUCGGCUACUUUGUGGAGUGGAUCACGAAGAUUUGGGGAAGCUUUUCCUCGUAUCUAAAUCAAUCAAAGAAGCUGCAGUAAUGGCAAGAAAAUCACAUUUUGCAUAUACCACGCCCAAAAAGACUCUAACUUUCAGAGACCCAACUGAUUUCGAGGAAGUUUCCUGCGAUUUCGACGGCGACAUCGACCCUCCAAAUGCUCCUAUCCGACGCGUCAGGGCAUAUCACGAGCCACGGGCAAAGACCAAGGCCACGACCAAGACCAAGAGGAAAGAUCUAUCCAGUGUGUCCAUGGCGUUGUUCACCUGAGCUGUAGAUCCAUUACACUGCCUUGUACCUUUCAGGAGUUUGGAAGGCUUUGUCUGAUUAUGUAUAUAGUACUUCCAUUUAUUAACUUGAAUCUGAAAAUCUUUUUUUUUUUUGUAUAUUUAGGCUUUGGUUUACUUAGCCUGGAGGGGUUCAGAUGCAAUAUAGAUCUUAUAUAUUCUGAUUUACA
Tarenaya hassleriana is the source of this 1084-nucleotide messenger RNA. RefSeq names its product F-box protein SKIP27. The record is from RefSeq and is a predicted model, not a curated record. Bases 196 to 897 code for a protein of 233 amino acids. NCBI's taxonomy places the organism in Eukaryota, Viridiplantae, Streptophyta, Magnoliopsida, Brassicales, Cleomaceae. The transcript is spliced from 3 exons. Gene Ontology annotation, molecular function: protein binding.